Molecule: messenger RNA, 1620 nt
Organism: Entrophospora candida
Lineage: Eukaryota; Fungi; Glomeromycota; Glomeromycetes; Entrophosporales; Entrophosporaceae
Source: the annotation of a GenBank genome assembly
AUGUCAAAAAAAGAACAGUACUCUCAUUUACAAACACAACUUGAAGCGCAAAGUUCUUUGUGUCAUACUAUUGCAGCUCAUUAUUUAAAAUCUGGAAAUAAAAAACAAGCUGCUCUUUAUCUUCGAUAUAAAAAUUCUUUUAAAGCUGAUUUAAACUCGUUGGUUUCAUAUAGUAACCACGAUAAAGAUGUCCCUGCUUUCCAUUAUCAAGAAGUUAGUUAUGAGAUAGAAAACAUUUUCCCGGAAUUGGCUGCAAAUGAUAUGGAAAUUUGCAUUGAAAGAGCUUGGAAUUUAGGAAAUAAGGAAGUAAAUGGUAAUGAUGUUGUUGCUUAUGUCAAUUGGAAUGUCGCAUGGCCACCAGAAGGUAGUCCUGGAGCAGGAAGUGGGAAGGGUGAUACCUCUACUUCUGAUCGUGGAAUGAACCCAGAAUUUAACUUUAAAAAAAGAAUCGAUAUCGUUCGUUCAAGACCAUUUCAAAGAUAUUUGGAACGAAAAAAAGCAACAUUUGAAGUAUUUCAUUACAAAGGCUUCUUACGAAAAUCAAUUUCGCUUGGAAAAGCAACUAUUAAAUUGGAUACAUUACUUAAAAAAUCUGAAAUACAUGAUGUACUUGAGCUUGUGGAUCACGUUCGUAAACCUACAGGUGGAAAGCUUGAAAUACGUAUACGUCUCAGAACACCGUAUUCUCAAUCUGACAUUAUAACAAAAACUGAAAAAUGGCUCAUAAUUGAUGAGUUUAACAAAGAUUUCACAAGUUUAAUAUCUUCAUCUAUAUCUACUACAUCUUCAUCACCAGCAAAAUCUUCUUCCUCAUCAGCAGCAACAACAACAGUAGCAACAGUUAAUGCAACACCUGUCAACCCAACUUUUGGUGUUUCAUCACAAUCACAGUUGGAAACAAAAGAUUUAACGACAGCGACGACAGAAACAACAACAAGCAGUUCUACAGAAAGUCAACAACAAAAAAUUUUUAUUGAAUCAGAUUCAGUUACAUCCCCCCCAAAAAAACCAACGACGUCAUCAUCAUCACCGCCUCCUGCAUCUGUGGCGAGUUCUUCAAAAACAAAAGAACAAAAUAUCUCCCAAUCUCUCAUCACAAGUAAUACUGAAGCUAUUGUAUCAGAUACAGGAAAGGAUGAAUUAGAACAAGCAGAAGAACAACUUAACAGGCAAUUUUUUUAUUUCUUUCUAAUAAUUAAAACAAAAAAAAUUUUUUAUGAUACUAAAGGAACACAUUCGUUCUCUUUCUUUUACUAUUUUAGUGUUGAAAAUAUUGCAUCUAAUCUAGUUCUUCAAAAUGAGAUUGAACUUAUCACCAAUCAGAUAACUACAUUGGAAGCACAAAGGAAACCAAUACCAGAGGAUUUGUUAGAUAGGCAAAAUGAAUUAGAAAUCAAAAUGAAUUUAUUGUUAAUAUCUGUACAAACAAAUGAAUUAACCAUGGCUGAAUAUAUUGAAAGAGUAAAAGCAAGUAUUGUUAAUUGCAAGAAAUUAGCAUUGUUUUUUAAAAAAGCAGGUAAAUUGGAUGAAGCAAAGAAAGCAUUGAGGAGAAGUAAAAUUAUGGAGGAUGAAGUUAAAGAAGUGGAAGAAGCUAUUAAAAGUGGUGUCUUGGAGAUGUAA